Messenger RNA from Sinocyclocheilus grahami, 1647 nucleotides. RefSeq names its product transmembrane protein 64-like. The transcript has 3 exons. Lineage: Eukaryota; Metazoa; Chordata; Actinopteri; Cypriniformes; Cyprinidae. Gene Ontology annotation, biological process: positive regulation of bone resorption; positive regulation of osteoclast differentiation; regulation of cytosolic calcium ion concentration. Gene Ontology annotation, cellular component: endoplasmic reticulum. The record is from RefSeq and is a predicted model, not a curated record. Bases 555 to 1253 code for a protein of 232 amino acids.
GCACGGAAUGCUGGGAAACAAACAGUGGCAUGAAUAACGCUUGGCGUAAACAAACGUCCCUUGCCGAUGUGUACAAGAGCUCGCGGAGCGCACGUGAACAAGCAGUCCGGCAGACGCAGCGACCGUCUUUCACAGCUCUUAUAACCGCGCUCAGCUGAGCGCAGAGAUGUGACACUUUGAGCGGCGGGACUCUGGAGCGAGCUGUGCCUGGACUCGGGCAAGUCGAGCGUGUGUGUGAUUGAUCCGUCAGACAGGAGCGGUCUGAGAGGGGGUUAUUCCUCUGAUGUUGGGAUCGAGAGAAUGGCGUUCAUAAGCGAACGGCAGCUGACGCGCUUGCAUCUCAAGUCCUUGAAGUGGCACGACUCCACAUCAGUCUCUCCGAGAUAAAUCACUAGGUUAUAAAUCACCGGACUGCUAGUCUUCGCUUUCCAGGGAAAUCGUUGCUGAUCGCAUCGCCAGAGGAGCCCGGGUUGGGCAACGUGUAGCCUACAUUCAAGGGUCAACAUUUUGGACUGGUCCAAUCGAUUCAUCCAGUGGAGUCCUAUGAAGGCGGGAUGAAUAUGUGGAGCUCGGGGCCAGUGCAGGGUGUGCUGAAAGCCCUGAAGCACGCCGCGGGGAAAGGACAGCUCCAGCUGAGCCGCUGGCUGCAGCGCACCCCGGACCCCCUGGACUGCGACAAGAUCGACAUCUUGAUCUGCAACGUCUUUGACGAGCGAGGGAACGGCGGGAAACCGGAGGCGGACCCCGCGGGUCACACCGAGCCCGGCGCGUCCUUCACUCCCGAGUUCAGGCAUCCGUGCUGCAUCACCACCUGUUGCUUCAAAAGCGCCCUGCUGGCGUGCGUCCUGACGGCCGUGUGCUUCUCCUCGGUGGCCCUGGUGCGCCAGUACCUGAAGGACGUGUUGCUGUGGAUCACAGACGUGUCCUUGCCAAAUUAUUUAGUGGCUUCCUCAGUGGGACUUCUCCCAACACAACUCCUUAACUCAUAUCUGGGCACCACCCUGCGCACAAUGGAAGACGUGAUCGCAGAACAGAGCGUCAGUGGAUACUUCGUGUUCAGUCUACAGAUCUUCAUCAGCAUAGGCCUGAUGUUUUACGUUGUACAUCGAGCACAAGUGGAACUGAACGCCGCCAUUGCAGCCUGCCAGUUGGAGCUGAAGACGUCGUACAUGAACGGCGAAGCGGCCAACCACGGCGGCUCGACCUACUGCAGCAAACGGGCUGCGGCAGGAGGGGGGAUCAAUGUGGUCUAAACGCCACUUUUAUCCAGUUGGACGGAUGGAGAUCUGUCUCGGCUGUGUCAGGGAGUCUUGGGAGCUGCUACAGUCCCAGCCAGCUGUUCUGGUUAUGAUGGAGGUCUGAUGUGGAGAGGCACUGGACUGUCAAAGAGCCGAAGAGCCCAUCAUCAGGCUUUGAUGGAAACAUUGCCCAAAGACUGGGACCCAGGGCCAGUAUUAUAUCAGAAGUUUAUGAGAUUGACUUGAGAUCUAUUUGUUUUUGCGGUGCAUUUUCUUCUUAAAGUUCUUUUUUAUGAUACUAAUAUAAAAUUAUAUAACUUUAUAGGCGGUCUAAAGCAUGAAGUGGGUAAAUUAAUUAAAGCAAAUGUUAUAGAAUUGUAGUUAGUUACUAAAGAGGGCACAACUAAUA